Panicum hallii is the source of this 2111-nucleotide messenger RNA. RefSeq names its product pyridoxine/pyridoxamine 5'-phosphate oxidase 1, chloroplastic-like. The record is from RefSeq and is a predicted model, not a curated record. Lineage: Eukaryota; Viridiplantae; Streptophyta; Magnoliopsida; Poales; Poaceae. Gene Ontology annotation, molecular function: pyridoxamine phosphate oxidase activity; NAD(P)HX epimerase activity; FMN binding. Gene Ontology annotation, biological process: pyridoxine biosynthetic process. Gene Ontology annotation, cellular component: mitochondrion.
GGCCGAGCCGCACAGCAGGAUGCUGGCCGUCGCAUCCAGAACCCGCGACAAAUCGGCCACCACCAUCCUCUCCCUUGCCAUGCCAUUCCUCCUCACCACCGCUACCGCCACCAGCACCACCAGCCCCCGCCCUCUCUUCCCCUCCUCCCCUCGCCGUCAAAACCCUACCACCCACCUCCGCCCCCCGCCUCCAGCCCGCCGCCUCCCCGGCUUCCCCGCCGCCGCGCCGGGCGCCUUCCUCCCCCGCCCGCCGAGGCUAGGCAUGGCGUCGCUGGCGGCGACGGCGGCCGUGGCCGCCCCCGCGGAGGUGACGCACCUCACGCAGCGCGACGCGGCGGAGAUCGACGAGCAGCUCAUGGGCCCGCUCGGCUUCAGCGUCGACCAGCUCAUGGAGCUCGCUGGGUUGAGCGUCGCAGCGGCCGUUGCGGAGGUUUACAAGUUGAGUGAACAUACAAGGGUCCUUAUUAUCUGUGGUCCAGGGAAUAAUGGUGGUGAUGGUCUGGUAGCUGCUCGUCAUCUUUAUCACUUUGGAUAUAGGCCCUCUGUUUGCUACCCAAAGCGUACACCCAAGCCUCUGUAUUCUGGUCUCGUCACUCAGCUUGAAUCACUGUCGAUCCCAUUCAUACCUGCUGAAGACCUACCUGAUGACUUAUCAAGGGAAUUUGAUAUUAUUGUUGAUGCAAUGUUUGGUUUCUCGUUCCAUGGAACACCUAGAUCACCCUUUGACGAUCUUAUCCAAAGGCUUAUUUCAUUGAGUGUUAUUGGAAACUCAGUUAAAAAACCAGCAAUUGUUUCUGUUGAUAUCCCUUCUGGAUGGCAUGUUGAAGAGGGAGAUGUUGAUGGAGGAGGGAUUAAACCUGAUAUGCUGGUGUCACUGACUGCCCCGAAGCUCUGUGCAAAAAAAUUCACUGGCCCGCACCAUUUUCUUGGGGGUAGGUUUGUUCCCCCACCUAUUUUGAACAAAUAUGGACUUAAGCUUCCUCCAUACCAUGGCACAUCGAUGUGCGUGAGAAUUGGAAAAGCUCCAUCUGUUGACAUUUCAUCUCUCAGGGAGAACUAUAUUUCCCCAGAACUUCUUGAGAGUCAAGUUAUGCCUGAUCCAUUUGAUCAGUUCCUUAGAUGGUUUGAUGAAGCAGUCACGGCUGGCCUGCGUGAGCCCAAUGCUAUGGCUUUAACAACUGUCAACAAGGAGGGAAAACCUUCUUCAAGAAUGGUUCUUUUAAAGGGAGUUGAUAAGCAGAGUUUUGUUUGGUACACAAAUUAUGGCAGCCGGAAGGCCCAUGACUUAUCUGAAAAUCCUAAUGCAGCACUCCUUUUCUAUUGGAAUGAGAUGAACCGUCAGGUAAGAGUUGAAGGAUCAGUUGAGAAGGUUCCAGAAGAAGAAUCAGAGAAAUAUUUCCACAGCCGCCCACGAGGAAGUCAGCUUGGUGCCAUAGUCAGCAAGCAGAGUACCGUCAUUGCUGGAAGGGAUGUCCUUCAACAGGCGUACAAGGAAUUGGAGCACAAAUAUUCUGAUGGUAGCUUGAUUCCAAAACCUGAAUACUGGGGUGGCUACAGAUUGACACCAACACUAUUUGAGUUCUGGCAAGGCCAACAGUCUCGGUUGCAUGACCGGCUACAAUACUCACAGCGAGAAGUAGAUGGGAGUACAACGUGGGACAUCGAGAGGUUGUCCCCUUGACUAUUAACCUGCCAGCGCUUUGGUUGUAGGCUUCCAUCUUAUCACCAGCACUCAAAUCUUCUCCAGCUGCAAGAUGUGCGAAUUGCCCCAUGAUGUCAGCAUUGCGAUUAGGUCCCGUGUUUGGGUGCCCCAAGCUCUGUUUACAUGCCAGCUUCAUGAUUAGGUCCCUUGUUUGUCAUUGUGUUGUUUUUUUUGGGGCGGGGGGGGGGGGGGGGGGGGGGUGAACUGAAUGAGUGGAUGUGCUUUUGUAAAGCCAGCCAUUCUUUCUUUAACCCAUUUCAUUUUGUUUAUUUUCUUUUGUAGAAAUGGUAUUCGUCCAACCAGGUAUGAUCUCAUCGACGGUCGUGAUACAUUGUUUGUACCGGAAUAAUGGUCUUGAGGGUGGCCUUGUCGAUGAAUAAAGCUGACGUCAUGAAAACAUUUUACACAA